This is a messenger RNA of Trypanosoma brucei brucei TREU927, 2355 nucleotides long. RefSeq lists its product as hypothetical. NCBI's taxonomy places the organism in Eukaryota, Euglenozoa, Kinetoplastea, Trypanosomatida, Trypanosomatidae. Bases 1 to 2355 code for a protein of 784 amino acids. The transcript has a single exon. The record is from RefSeq and is a predicted model, not a curated record.
AUGGACGUGGAGGAAUCAGAGCAGGGUGUCAAUCCUUUGUGUGAUUGGGUGGCGGAACCUCCUGCAAGGGAGCAGGAAAAGGAGCAAGCUGAAGGUGCUGAAGAGAUUGGACCUGAAGAACUUGACGAGUGCCAUGGUGGAAAUAUUGACGGAACUGUCGAAGAGGUUGUCCCCGAAAAAGAGGGCGUCGGCCCCGGUAAACAUGAAAGCAGUUAUAUUGAAGAGCAGCCCUCUCACGGAGCAGCUGAGCAUCACGAAGCGGCCGAGCACCGCGUCACAGCCGCGGCCUGCGAGGAUGAAGGAAUGCCGUCGUUGGCCGUUCCCGAGCCACCCAAAACCCCCACCAUGACAACCUCAGCUCGCAACCGCCGCUCGAGGACUAACGUUGGUAUGCCACCGAUUGCCGCAGCCAAACCAAGGGCACAGGAAGGCAAGAACGACGGUGGCAAAGCUGACAAAUGUAGUGGAGGGAGGAGCGCUAGAGGCAGGUUAAUUCCCAAGCAGCCGGCUCGAAACACGAGUGCAAGGCAAGGGAAGCCCCCUCUUCUGUCGCCGAGGUGGGUGAAAGAGAGGGAAACACAAUAUAGGAUUGUGUAUGGGAAGCCACAGCACCGUUACCGCGUCAAGAGAAAUGUUUGUCAACAUCACCCGGCGGCAUGCGGUGGCACACAAAGUGGUUUGGCAGAAGAUGACGCGGCACUAUCUUUCUCGGGUCACAUCCACAAUGUGGAAAAGCAACUGCACAAGUACCUUUGCUCAUUUAAUACCCAGUGCGAGGAAUGUACCGAGGCAGGGCCGCUGUCAAGCUACAAAACUGUAUAUGGGACCAAGAAAGCUUCGACCCUCAAGGCGAAAUGUGGAGAAAGUCAACCCCCAUUCAUCCUUGGGGAUUCACCUAGGGUUUCCAACGACCCUUUGUGGAGCGUCAACCGCCAGUUGUCCGAGUACACUAACCGUCAGCGCCUCAGCGACAGAGGUAAUCCAAUGGCUAACACUGAACAUGACCGUUCAAGUUCAAGGGGAGUGCCUUCUGAUGGCGGGUGCACGUGGAGGACGAAAUCCCCUUCCACGAUGUCACAGCCCCAGCAACUAGAGUACGAAACCCGGGACGAGCUUCAACAUUGUGCCCGACUCUUCCUCGAUCGUUUUGGCGGCUCCAGCGAACGGCGCGACCUUGGCUAUAGCUAUCGUUGUAUCCUUUUGGGGAAGCAGAAACAACAGUGGCUCUCAGGGUCAACGAAGGGGCUCCCUGGGGUACGGUGGGCGACGAAGAAAGACUCAUCUCCCCCAAGACCACCGUUUAGGCACCGCGCGCACGACAGGCGUGUAUUCCAAAAUGAUAAGGUUCGGACAAAUGCCAGCACCUCGGCAAGAUCAAAAGGGGGCCGCACUGGCGAAACCAGUGCGCAAAAGCAGGCGACCAGCCCUCACCAUCCAGCGGCAGACACGACCACGUACGUCAGAGAAGACUGGGUUGCGGAGCGGGGUGCCGCAAUUACACUUGAAGCUUCAAAAAGCGACGUGGAAAUUCUGAGAGGUGGACCAGAGGUGAGAGAAGCAGGAACGGAGCUGUUUCCAUGUGAGGGGGCUGUGGAAGAACCAGCUGGUUGCUACAAAGUUGAGGGUGAGGAGUUGAUGGGCCGCCCUGAUGCUGUGGGUGUGGAGUUGGUGAGCGGCUCCGAAACCGAUCGUGGAGGGAUGGAAAGCCGAACUGAGACUGUGGGGGCGGCUUUGGUGAGCCGCACCGAAACUGAUUGCGAGGAACUUGGAAGCCAUGGUGUAAUUGAACUUGUGCAACCUUCGGGUGAGGCCGACAUUGAUGGAGGGGAACAGGAGGGUCACAGCAAGGUUGCGAGUGAGGGGUUGGCUAGCCAAGCUGGAGCUGACGGCGAGGAACUUGGAAGCCAUGAUGUAAUUGAACUUGUGCAACCUUCGGGUGAGGCCGACAUUGAUGGAGGGGAACCGGAGGGUCACAGCAAGGUUGCGAGUGAGGGGUUGGCUAGCCAAGCUGGAGCUGACGGCGAGGAACUUGGAAGCCAUGAUGUAAUUGAACUUGUGCAACCUUCGGGUGAGGCCGACAUUGAUGGAGGGGAACAGGAGGGUCACAGCAAGGUUGCGAGUGAGGGGUUGGCUAGCCAAGCUGGAGCUGACGGCGAGGAACUUGGAAGCCAUGAUGUAAUUGAACUUGUGCAACCUUCGGGUGAGGCCGACAUUGAUGGAGGGGAACCGGAGGGUCACAGCAAGGUUGCGAGUGAGGGGUUGGCUAGCCAAGCUGGAGCUGACGGCGAGGAACUUGGAAGCCAUGAUGUAAUUGAACUUGUGCAACCUUCGGGUGAGGCCGACAACGGUUGCUAG